AUGGACAUUGAGUUGCCCUCUCCGCCGGCUGUGAGUGCCUUGCGAGAGUCAUUUGGUGAUCGCAAGCCUCCGGAUAUCACCCGCAAGAUCACCGCCUGUGUGGCAUGCCGAAAGCAAAAGGUGAAAUGCCAUAUGCGAGAGGGUCAGAUGCCUUGCUCUAGGUGCAAAAAGCGAGGUCUCUCAUGCAGUGUGAAUAGAAGCCUGCAGACAUUACUAGAAGAGGAUGUCACAUGGAAAGGCGCAGUGGUACAGAAGAUGCGGCGACUUGAAGAGGCAGUUGCAAGCAUCGCGACAAAAGUUGGAAUGCCUGAACUACAAGCUUUGCAAACCUUACAAGCUGGCCCUGAACCCGAGGACCAAUCUAUAAGUCUGACCAGAGAAGUUGUCAACCAGGACCCUUCUCCAUCAAGUCAACGAAGGGACUCAGCAGAAGACCAUGAGCCAACACAGACAUGGGAAGUCAUCAUGGACCCCCGUGGUGGCCCUGCUUCUAUCCCGGCAUCUUGCGUCUCUGAAAGCGGGAAAGCAGGUUUGCCAAAUGCCAUGGCAACUUCCCGUCGUCCAGAUCUUAUAUCUACGGGACUGGUCUCAUUGCGCCAGGCAUUGGCACUUUUUGAGACAUAUCAUCUCAGACUGGAUCAUUUCCUUUAUCGCAUCCUGGGAGAUCAUAUCAGUUUGGACUCCGUCCGGAUUGCAUCGCCACUGUUGACGGCGGCAGUCUGCACAGUGGGAGCUUUACAUUCUCAAUCACUCGGGUAUCUAUUCGAAUCGUGCUAUAAUGAGUACAAAUCACUCGUCGCGACACAGAUGUUCUCGAGAAACGUGAACCAGGACGACAUUCGUGGUCUUUGCGUCGGUGCAUUUUGGCUACAUGAGCUUUCUUGGGCCUUGAUCGGAAACGCUGUCCGUACUGCAUCAGACAUCAAUCUUCACAGUGGAAUUUAUAAAGCUUUGAAGGGUGAUCGUGACGGUUAUCUCCAAGCUCGACUUUACUAUCUGGUUUACGUCUGUGACCAUCAUUUUUCUAUUGCCUAUGGCCGACCUCCCAUGUCCAGAGAAGGUUUCAUUAUCGAUUCUGCUAGCAGGUUGUUAGAAACCGAGCAUGCGACUGAGGAUGAUGCUAGGUUAAUAAGUCAAGUCAAAGAAUGGUCCAUUCUCGGCCAAGUCUUCGAUACCUUUGGCGUCGAUGUUGACACCCCGAUUCUGCUGCAGACAUUACCUCAGUUGCGUCGAUAUUCAAUUUCCCUCGAUACCUGGUUUGCAGACUGGAGUGAAAGCUUCAAAGCCAAUCGAAAUGUUGGAAAUUACCCUCAGAAGGGAGUUGGGUUCCACUUCCAUUUUGCAAAGCUUUAUCUUUGCUCACACGCUUUUCGUGGUGCACCAAUAUCGGACGAUACACCGCAGUGCAUGUCACCUGAACUGGAAGAGAUCGCCAACGCUGGUGUUCUAUCGGCAAUGUCCAUCCUGCGAGUCAUUGUUUCUGACGAUGAAUUUCGAUCUUUCUUGAACGGACUUCCACUGUACUUUGAUACCAUGCUCGCAUUUGCCGUGGUCUUCCUCCUUAAAGUUGCAACCAAAUAUGCGACUGUGAUUCGUAUUGACACGGACAAAAUUCUAUCACUAGUUGCUCAGACGGUAGCUGCUCUACGAGAUACUACGCAGUCUAUGCACAAGCAGCACAUACUUGUGGUAAUUAGUGAGGGUCUAGAAAGACUAUUGCACAGAUUACCCACACACUCUGCACACGAAAUGGUGCAAAAAGCUCUUCUAGUCCCGGAACAGCAACUAGGAUUUGAUCUGGGGUGGAUGGAAAACAUGGCCAGCUUUGAUUUUCAGACUCACUUCCCCGACGUUGAUGACUGGUGGUUGCAUUAUAGUACAUCUAUUGGCCCCGGGACGCGUUCAAUGAUGCCAUGA
Molecule: messenger RNA, 1917 nt
Organism: Penicillium antarcticum
Lineage: Eukaryota; Fungi; Ascomycota; Eurotiomycetes; Eurotiales; Aspergillaceae
Exons: 4
Coding region: 1-1917 (638 amino acids)
Biological process (GO): DNA-templated transcription; regulation of DNA-templated transcription
Cellular component (GO): nucleus
Molecular function (GO): transcription cis-regulatory region binding; zinc ion binding; DNA-binding transcription factor activity, RNA polymerase II-specific
Source: RefSeq, a predicted model, not a curated record